AUGGAGUCCACCUUCCGCAGUCUCAUGAAAUGGCAUGGGAAGCGUGUCCGAGAUUUCAAGCUGAUUCAAGGCGAUUUCCUCGCUCAAGACCACCUCCAGCUCAUCACUGAGGAAGCUACCAUCAUCUUCAUAAACAACUUUGCCUUUACCGCGGACCUCGACAAGAAGAUCAAAGACGCGAUCAUCAAGAAUUGUGCCCCUGGGACCAAGAUCAUUUCGACGAAGGCCUACGCAAAGAGCAAAGCGGUUCCCGAGCUGCGCGAACGUGAUCUCAAUGAUCUUUCAAUGAUGCUGGACGUUACAAGCCUGCGAACCGUCAACGCUCCAGCCUCUUGGACUGGCGGACAUGUUCCGUAUUAUCUUCAUGUCGUCAAUCCUGCAAAGAUUGAACGCUACUUCGAGUACAAAAACAAGAAGAACUCGAGCACCCCGUCCCUGGACGAGCGCCGCAGCAACAGCAGCAAAACAAGCCAGAGGAAGAAACCCACCUCUGCCGAGCCGGAUAACAAGAAAGCGCCCGCGACCAAGACUAAGGCCAAGAAGCGUCUCAACGAGUCACAGAGCAAGAAUGGCAAGGCCCAGAAAAGGAAGCGCGGA
This is a messenger RNA of Mesorhabditis spiculigera, 597 nucleotides long. The record is from the annotation of a GenBank genome assembly. Lineage: Eukaryota; Metazoa; Nematoda; Chromadorea; Rhabditida; Rhabditidae.